CAAAAUUUUGAUCUGACUGAAAUGCAAGGCCGCGAUUGAAAACCUGCAACCUUUAAAAACAGAAUCCACAAACUUCUACGGUGGCCGCAUGCAUGAAGAAAAAAAUCAAUUUACGGCUGAUUUUGGUGAGUGGCAAAACCAGGGAAUAUCUUUUCAGCCCGAAUGAUUCAGCAUCGGACAUUGCACAGUUUGUUUUCGAGAACUGGGUUGAAGCCGAAUGGGCUGAAGAAUCCGUGGCCAAAGCAGAAAUUCUCCGUCUUAUAUACCAAGGGAGGUUUCUUCACGGAAAUGUUACUUUAGGAGCUUUGCAGUUGCCACUGGGCAAAACAACUGUCAUGCAUUUAGUCCCAAGAGAAAAUCUACCCGAGCCCAAUUCCCAAGAUCAGCGGCAGAAAUCUAAGGAUCGAUCAAGUAACUGCUGCUCAGCAAGUUGUUCUAUCCUAUAAUAAAGAGAAAAUGAAUCUAAAAAAUAUCAAAAGCUUCAGGAGUCAAAAAAGAAAAACGUCUGAAUAUGGAGAUCCGUUGUCGUAGGUUCUUAGGAUCUCUUCCUUCAUUCCACAUGAGAAACUCUAUGGACCACAUUGUUGCUGUUUCAGACUUCGUGACGUCAAAAAAAGAUUGAAAUACUUGUAGAAUUAUAAAUGUCAGUCAUCUAGUUAUUGCUUUUAUUGUUAAAAAAAUAUUUUUUGCUUAAUCGCAUCAAGGGCUUAAAACUAUUGUAUUGUUAUAUAUUUUUCUCGUAUUCUGUAUUUUAUGUUGUGUAUGUGAUUGUUUUUAUUAAUUUUCUUAAUCCUUCAAGAAAGUUAUUUCCAUAAUAUACUUUAGAUAGUAGGUAAAGAUUUUGGUGAGCAUAGAAACAUUAAAACAUAUAAAUUGUAAAUAAAAAAAGAUGUUUUAUAGAGUUAAAUGUUAAAAUGAAAGGAACUGAAGUCUGUUUCACCAUGCUUUAUAUAUUUAUAUCCGUAAAAUAAUAUUGUGGCAUUCGCGGACAGUACGUUUUGCAUAUUUUCAACGAAAAUUAUGUCACAAGAACCAAAAUUGUUAUUUAGGAACAAAUAAAUGAUCCCUUAAAAAUUCAUAAAACUAGAUUGUUGACAUAUUGUUCAGUUUCUCAAAUUGCAGAUUAUUAGUGUGUGUCACAUGACUUUUUUAAGUCUUUACUAAACGGAAAAUUCAUUCUUUAAAUCCUGCGUGAAUACCAGUUACUAUUUGCGAUAUCACAGGUUAACCUUCGUGCGUUUGAGUAAAAAUCGAGUGGUUCUAGAAAUAAUGAAAAUUCAUAGAUUUUUUGUAUGUGUUUGUGUGUUAGUUAGCGUAGUGAAUUUAUAUAAUACAUGACGGUUGAAAUUUUCUUUCAUAUACCGUCAAUAAAUUAAAUGACACAAGUUUAGUGACAAUAAAGUUCUUAGAACUUCUCGCAGUAAAUAAAAUUCUUGGAAUAUACAUAGUAAUUUAGCAAAGAAAACGAGCAAUUUUCCAUAUCACAUAAAUAUAAGACCUAAAGGAAUUAACAGUGCGAAUUUUAAGUUUAUAUACUUAGUUUAAAAAUACAAUCAUAUUUUGGAUAUACUGAAAGUUUUAUUUAUGAAAGUAUUUUACUGUUUAAUUCCUUUCAUUUAAUUGUAGCAUAUGUAUAUUUUAUCGUAACCCGUAUUUAUUAAUUUAACAGUGAAUAUGCAAAAUUAUUUACUAUAUUUUUAUUGCAAGGAUAUAGGAUAUAUAUGCAAAUUCUUCUGUUUUACUUCCGUAAGAAGUAAUAUAGAUCUUUAGUUAAAGUGCCAGCAUAAAGUUUUCCUGGUUUUAAAAAUUGGAUUUGUAUUAUGGUUAUAUAAAAAAUGAAUUUGAACUGUGAUUAUUUGAAAGGGAAAAAAUUAUUUGAAUUGUAAUAAUUUGAAGAUAAAUUGGAUUAGAAUUGCAAUUAUGCAUUUAUUUAUUCAGAUAUAGAAAUUAAGUCUGAAAGUAAAAAAAAAAAAAAAAAAGAAUAGUCAACGACGAAGGCAUAUUUGCUAUAUGCAGAAAUCUUGGUCUAUAGCCAUAAUAUUAUACUGUUAUCAGGUUGUCAUCCAAUAUCCAUUUAUCGUAAAUUUUGAAAUGAAUAGAUUAUCGUCCAUGUCCACAUAUCGGAUGAGAAUUUCUAUAUAAUCUCAUGCACUUUUAAUUAGAUCUAGACUGUUAUCUUUUGUUAAAGAAGUCACGAAGAUAAAUAUAUCGUUUAUUAAUGUUUUUCUUAUUUGUAUACAAAUUAUUUUGGUAAACUGCGAUGGCAAAUUUUAAUUUCGAGGAAUUGAUAUUAUAUCAAAAUCUUCUCUUCAGAAACUCGUAAGGUAUUGCGAAAUGCAUAUAUUUAGGUUUCAGCCCUAUUUUUAAGCGCUUAUUUUAGAAAUUGGUGAAAUUGAGAAAUGUUAACUCCUGUUAUUAAAAGGAAAAUAAAUGCAUUUGUUUUCCUUCAGGAUUCUAAUUUAAAACAGCAUUAACUGUUGAGAUUGCCUAAGGAUACUUAUAAAAAAUAAAAUAUUAAAGGAAAUAAUUUAUAUAUCAUCUGCAGCACGUAGUAAAAAGAAUUAGCGUUCUUGUGUGUUGAGAAAGGGAAGGGAGUGAGAAUAAUAUAAUCCUGAACUCUCUGCAUUAUCUAUUAUUUUUAUUAAGCUCAGAUUUCAGUAAAUAAUGCAUAUAUUCAUAAUGCAUUUCUUUGUAAGCCAGACUGUUAUAACAAUUGCCCAAGAGCCUUUAAAAUUAGUUUCGUCGUCACUGCAACUUUACGAAAUAAGUUUAAAAAUGUGACUUAAAUCAAAUGAAAAAUUGCACAAAAUGUGUUUUUACAUUUCCUCAUAAUUAUUUUAAAUUUUAGUUCAGUUUUUUAUUUUUAUUUCCGUGUAUUAUAUUAGAAAAAAAUUUUAAAUAUCAAUUACUAGCAUAAAAUUUGCCAUCAUCUUAAUAUACAGGCACUGUUUGAUUGGGAAGAAGUUUAAGGACCUCGUGAAGAUCUCUUUGUUCACUGAAUUUAAUCAAUUCGUCCAUAUCUAAAUAAAACAUCAAUCCGUCUCUAUAUUAAUAAAGUUGAAUCUAAUUUGAGCAAUUUAAUUAAAAGAUUAGUUAUUGAAUUAUUUUCGAGAAGCAUCACGUCCACCCUUAAAUUGUAAUUACAUUGUAAAUAAUAUAAGGCUUCCAUUUUUCACCAGACCUGAAGAAAGGUAAAUUAAUUGGAUGCACUUUAAAUUAAGUGUAUUAAAAUUGGUCUGUGUUAAGCAACGUAUAUUUUAAGACAGUUGUACGUAUAUAGCGAUAGUUGUGUUUUCUUACAGCAAUAGUUUCUACAGAAGUUAUUGGUUACAAAAAACUUAUUUUGUGGUUUAUAAAUUUAUCAUAAUGUUUACAGUUUUUCAUGCUGGAUCACUGAUCAACAAAAUUUCAUUUUAUUAAGCAAGUAACAAGCUCAGACUGGCAGUCUAUACUAAUAAGCGUUUAAUGUCGUUGCAACUUUUGUUUAAUGUCUGUAAUUUGAAACUACUAUUUUGUUGCUUCAUUCAUGUAUAAGCUAAAUAACAAAUUGUUUCUCACAUAAAACUGAAAUAGUUACGUAUAGAUAUUCAUUUCAUGUUGUGAGAAUUUUAGAUAGUAGACUUACAAUUUUUACGGUAUUAGUCGAAUGAAGCGGCUGAAAUCAUUUUUCAACCGCUAAAGAAUGCAGAAAUCAAACUUGUCAUUCUAAUGAUAAUGCAAGUUAAAUGCUAUUUGAAUAAAUCAGUUCAUAAACGAUCAUGUGUUCAAGGUAAAUAUUGUUUUACAAGUGGUCUCUCUGUUAAUGUUUGACAUAUAGUUAUCAAAUAAAAAGUAUGAAAUAUUAUAAAGUUAUGUUUUAAAUUUAAUGUGUGAUUAAGUUAAUUUAUUCAAAAUGUAAAAUAUCACUCAAAGAUAUUGUGCUUCUUAUGAAAAACUGAAGAAUUGUAAAGUUAUAUUGCUUAUAUUGUAUAUGAUGUUUUAAAUAUCACAAUGUUCUAGUGCAAUAAAAUAUCUUUGAUUUUGUAGCUAUAAAGUG
This is a messenger RNA of Stegodyphus dumicola, 4036 nucleotides long. RefSeq names its product ubiquitin-like protein 3. The record is from RefSeq and is a predicted model, not a curated record. Gene Ontology annotation, molecular function: protein binding. NCBI's taxonomy places the organism in Eukaryota, Metazoa, Arthropoda, Arachnida, Araneae, Eresidae.